AUGUCUUCGACACCCGUCAGAGCUCCAGUAUUCGAGCACCAUCACAACGGCCUAGGUGUGAGUGCCGCCAGGCCUCGCCUAUCAUGGCAGUUCUACUCUUCACCGGACACUGCGGAAGGUUGGAUUCAAACAGCAUACGAUGUUGAAAUCCGGUUCUCUUCAAGCUGGGAUAUGGUGGGAAUAUACCAUGUCGAAUCGACACAGUCUGUACUCGUGCCGUGGCCAACCAGGCCCUUAGCCUCUAGGGAGUCAGCCCAUGUUCGUGUGCGCGUCUACGGAAAGGCCCAAGGCCAAGUUCAAAAUUGUGUUUCGUCGGCUUCGUCGCCAGAGCCGUCGGCGUGGUCACCGCCCUCAUCGGUAGAAACGGCGCUACUUGAUCAUGCUGACUUCUAUGCAAACUUCAUCACUUCUGCUGAGCGCAUUGAAUCGCUCGGCACUCUUCGACCUAUUCGCUUCCGGAAGACUUUCACUGUGCCUGAUAAGUUCCUGAGCUGUGACUCACUCAGUGCUCGGUUGUAUAUUACCGCUCUGGGGAUCUUCAAAGUCUGGAUCAACGGGCAAGUCGCUAGUGAUGAGUUCAUGGCCCCUGGCUGGACCAGCUACAAGCACAGACUAGUUUAUCGCAUACACGACGUCUCAAAGCUGAUAAGAACUGGCGAGAUGAAUGUUUUUUGUGCUGAGGUAGCGGAAGGCUGGUACGCUGGCAGACUGGGCUUCGAUGGCGGGAGUCGUUUCCGUUACGGAGAUGACCUGGCGCUCUUCGCUCAACUAGAAGUUCGAACCAAUACCUGGACAAAUUCCUCAUCGGAGUCCUUCAAGGUCCUCUCUGACGACACCUGGUCAGCAAUGCCCAGCGCUAUUACAUCUAGCAGUAUCUAUGACGGUGAGGUUCUUGACUGCUCUGAUGAGGUGGAAGCUUGGACUGAGCCAUCAACUGAAUGGCCAGCGGACAAGGCUAUGACGACUAGGGUUCUCACUAACCCCCAAUGCGGCAAAUUGGUCGCGCCAGAUGCGCCCCCCAUCCGGACCACGCAGCGCGUAGCUUGCAAACAAGUACUCAAAAGUAAAACGGGAAAGGUCAUCUUGGACUUUGGACAAAACCUUGUUGGCAAGGUGCUGAUACCGAGUCUGGAGCUCCUCGAUGGGGAGACGGUCACUCUACGCCAUGCAGAAGUCCUAGAACAUGGUGAACUUGGGACCAGACCUCUUCGAGAUGCCAAAUCUAUGGACACUAUCAUUGGGGCAGCUGGUAAAAAGCUUACGGACUGGACCCCAAGCUUCACCUAUCAUGGCUUUCGAUAUGUGCAAGUUGACGGCUGGCCAUCCAGGGAACCAUCGCCAGAAGCCCUCUAUGCUUUGGUUAUCCACAGUGACAUGAAGCGACGUGGAUUCUUUGAAUGUUCAAACCGCGCUGUAAAUCAGCUACAUAGUAAUGUAGUUUGGUCGAUGCGUGGCAACUUUCUAUCCAUUCCGACAGAUUGUCCUCAACGUGAUGAGAGGCUUGGAUGGACCGGAGACCUGCAGGUCUUUUGCAAGACCGCAACCUAUCUUUAUGAUACGCUAGGGGUACUUGCAAGCUGGUUGGAAGAUGUCUCUGCUGAACAGCUGGAGCCUGAGCAUGGCGGAGUUGUGCCUCUGGUAGUACCAGAAGCUAUGCCCACGGACUGGUCUAGGGAAGCUAACUCUCAGGCUAUCUGGGGUGAUGUCUCGAUUCUGGCCCCCAAAGAUCUCUUUGAUUACAGUAUGGAUAGAGAUCUACUCAGUCGCCAGUUGGAGAGCAUGCAGGCCUGGAUCGAUAGGGGGAUCAUAAGGGGAGCAGACGACCUGUGGGAUCCGAAUCUGUCCCAUCUCGCGGACUGGCUAGACCCUAACGCGCCUCCAGACAAUCCAGCACAGGCGUCUACUGACAGCUUGCUGGUUGCCAACGCCUAUCUCGUGCAUGUCACUCUGGUGUUUGCCGAUCUGUGCGCGAGGCUCGGUAAAGACGCCCUAGCGGCAAAGUACACGCAACAAGGGGUAAGGCUACGGCAGCUCUUUCAAGAUCGGUACAUUACACCUCACGGAAAUCUUGUAUCAUUGUCGCAAACAGGUAUCAGCCUCGCCAUUAUCUUCGACCUCCUUAGAAAUGAUGACCCUCAAAGGCAUGUGGCAGCCGAUACUCUCGAGCGACUUGUCCGCAAAGCAAACUACCGGAUCGCCACUGGAUUCGCCGGCACCCCGGCCAUUACGCAUGCCUUAACACGAAUUGGUCGUCCUCAGCUUUCAUAUGGCAUGCUACUCCAGACUGAAUGUCCCGGGUGGCUUUACCCUGUGAUUAAGCAUGAUGCAACAACUAUCUGGGAGAGAUGGGAUAGCAUGCUUCAAGACGGGAAUAUCAAUCCUGGCGAGAUGACAAGCUUUAAUCACUAUGCUUUAGGCGCUGUUGCAGACUGGUUACACAGCUCUGUAGGUGGCAUUUCUCCUAAGGAACCAGGAUGGAAGGUAAUCAGAGUUCGUCCUGUCCCAGGGGGAAACCUUAAAAGCGCGAGAGCCUCAUUUGAUGGGCCCUAUGGCCAUGUAGAAUGCCAAUGGGUCGUUGACGGCACAAACUUCCAGAUGAAGGUUAUGGUACCACCUAAUUGUCAGGCAGUCGUGACACUGCCAUCGGAACUUAUCCGGGACUACAGUCUGCAGGGCGAGCCUACACGAACUGUCGGAUCAGGGUUGCAUGAGUUCAAUUGCGAGUAUAUAAGCGAUGAAUGGCCACCCGUUGCAAUUGGGCAUCAUUUCAAGAGAGAUGAAAGUCUCAUUGUCCCAGUUGCAGACGGAAUUAUGAUGUCUUGA
Fusarium tjaetaba is the source of this 2823-nucleotide messenger RNA. RefSeq names its product alfa-L-rhamnosidase. The transcript has a single exon. Gene Ontology annotation, biological process: carbohydrate metabolic process. The record is from RefSeq and is a predicted model, not a curated record. The coding region runs from base 1 to 2823 and encodes 940 amino acids. Lineage: Eukaryota; Fungi; Ascomycota; Sordariomycetes; Hypocreales; Nectriaceae.